AUGCUCUCCUUGGGCGUGGCCUGGGGCUCAGCGGACGAGACACGUCUGGUGAAGACUCUUUUCACUGGUUAUAAUAAGGUGGUGCGACCUGUCAAUCAUUUCAAGGACCCGGUGGUGGUGACUGUGGGCCUACAGCUCAUCCAGCUAAUUAGUGUGGAUGAAGUUAACCAGAUUGUCACAAGCAACGUACGUCUCAAACAGCAAUGGAAGGAUGUCAACCUGCAGUGGAACCCUGAGGAUUAUGGAGGAAUCAAAAAGAUAAGGGUGCCUUCAACAGACAUCUGGAGACCUGAUUUUGUUCUUUAUAACAACGCUGACGGAGACUUUGCCAUCGUCCACGAGACCAAAGUUCUGCUGGAACACACGGGCAUGAUCACUUGGAACCCGCCAGCCAUCUUUAAGAGCUACUGUGAGAUCAUUGUUCUGCACUUCCCCUUUGACCUGCAGAACUGCAGCAUGAAACUGGGCACCUGGACCUUCGACGGCAACCUGGUGGUCAUUAACCCGGACAGUGAUCGCCCAGACCUGAGUAAUUUCAUGGAGAGUGGGGAGUGGGUGAUGAAAGACUACAGGAACUGGAAACACUGGGUUUAUUAUGCCUGCUGUCCUGACACACCAUACCUGGACAUCACCUACCAUUUCCUCAUGCUCCGACUGCCUCUCUACUUCAUCGUCAACGUCAUCAUUCCCUGCAUGCUCUUCUCCUUCCUCACCGGACUGGUCUUUUACCUGCCCACUGACUCAGGUGAGAAGAUGACCCUGAGUAUCUCUGUCUUGCUGUCUCUGACUGUGUUUCUUCUGGUCAUUGUGGAGCUGAUUCCCUCCACCUCCAGUGCAGUUCCCCUCAUCGGCAAAUACAUGCUCUUCACCAUGGUCUUCGUCAUCGCCUCCAUCAUCAUCACCGUCAUCGUCAUCAACACACACCACCGCUCCCCUAGCACACACACUAUGCCCCCCUGGGUGCGCAAGAUCUUCAUUGACACCAUCCCCAACCUCAUGUUCUUCUCCACCAUGAAGCGGCCGUCCAUCGAGAAACAGGCCAAAGGCCUACUGAGCAUGGACAUGGACAUCUCCGACAUCUCCGGGAACCCCAAACCCUCAUCUGUCACCUACCAAUCAGACAUCAUCAAGAACCCGGACGUCCGCUGCGCCAUCGAGGGGGUCAAAUACAUCGCCGAAACCAUGAAGUCUGACGAGGAGUCGAACAAUGCCUGUGAGGAGUGGAAGUUUGUUGCCAUGGUGCUGGACCACAUCCUGCUGUGUGUCUUCAUGGGAGUGUGUAUUAUUGGUACAGUGGGUGUGUUUGCAGGACGCCUCAUUGAACUCCGCCUACAGAACUAG
This is a messenger RNA of Chanos chanos (milkfish), 1341 nucleotides long. Its product is annotated as acetylcholine receptor subunit alpha. The transcript is spliced from 9 exons. The coding region runs from base 1 to 1341 and encodes 446 amino acids. Gene Ontology annotation, biological process: monoatomic ion transmembrane transport. Gene Ontology annotation, cellular component: postsynaptic membrane. Lineage: Eukaryota; Metazoa; Chordata; Actinopteri; Gonorynchiformes; Chanidae. The record is from RefSeq and is a predicted model, not a curated record. Gene Ontology annotation, molecular function: acetylcholine-gated monoatomic cation-selective channel activity; transmembrane signaling receptor activity.